CAGGGGGCGUGGCUUUCUGCUACAUCCUCUCUGUCAGUGAAACGCGGAAGUGUCAGAAGUCAAAUUAGCACGGAGCAAAUCCCACACGGACUCGAGCACAGUUUCCAAGGUUAACUGAAGUGUCAGAUCAAAAAAACUAACCAUGUGGCCAAAUCAAGGACCUCCCCCUCCAGUGUACUCAUCAAAUCCUGCCUUCCCUCCUGCCUUCAACCCUUCGUAUCCUGCUGGGCCUCGUCCAGGAGUCUUCCCUCAGCCUCCAAACCCAGCGUACCCAGCAUACCAAUACCCAGCUGUUAUGAGCCCAGCUGUAGCCCCAAAUGCACCUCCAGGACCUCAUCCUUAUGGACAUCCAGGACAUCAUCCUUAUGCACCUCCAGGACCCCAUCCUUAUGGACAUCCGGCUCCUCAUCCUUAUGGACCUCCAGGACCUCAUCCUUAUGGAGCUCCAGGACCUCAGCCCUAUCCUAUGGCUCCAGGUGGAUAUCCAGUGGUCCCUCCUGCAGGUGUUUACCCAUGUCCAUACCAACAAACUCCACAAUGGGGUCCCCACAAAGGCCACCACAGAGGCCCCCAGCAUGGCUAUCAUCAUGGAGGUAGGAAUCACUUGAAAGGAGCAUUAGCUGGAGGAUUAACGUCCAUGUUAGUGGGGGGAGUUGGACUAAAAGCCAACAAAAAGAUGAGGAAGAAGAUGAAGAAAGCAAAUAAGUGGCACAAGCAUGGACACUGUGGCAAGUCUUCCAGUAGCAGCAGCAGCAGCAGUGACUAAGACCGAAGUCAACCCUUCAAGACACGGCCUCCACAGAAACUCUCAUAGUCUUACAAUUUAUCAUAAAUGAACCGUUUUUCUGUUCUGAUUUCUGGGAAAGACAUUUUGUCAAAUCUAGUAUGGGCUAUUUAUAGCACUAGAAAUGUAUUUUAUAUACUUUGUUUUGUUUACUUCAAACUUUCUGUAGUUACAUAAACUACUGUGGAAACAUACUGAAAUAUUCUGAAGAGGGAUUGCAGCUAGGGACACAAAUCUUUUAUUAUCGAGAAUCUUGGAUUUUGUACAAAAAAUCGUACAUUUUCUAAGGAAGAUCAACAUAUAGGUGGAGAUGAUAAAGGUUUUUGCCUCAUUCCGAGUUUCGCUGAGGAAUUUUUGACAGAAAACUGUUAAUAUUACAUUUGCAUUACAUCUGUUACAUUAGUCGGUUUGGUUACGUAGCUGAAACUAAACCAAGUUUUGAGUUAUUCUUGGCUACAACUUAGUUUUUUUGUUAGGAUGAAACAAUAAAAGCAAUAAACAACGAUGUUUACACCAGGCCAUUACUUGAACACUGUGAGCCUUUUCAGAAAGGAAAGCUCAAGUUUAAAUAAUAUAAGUAAUGAGGUUCAAUUCCAUCGCACUACUGUUGAGCAGCGUCAUGACUUACUGGGACACAUCAACAUUUUUAAAGCAACAUUAAACAACAACUUUUACCAUCUUCAUAGUAACAGAUGUGUCUGUCCUGCUGUAACCUGUGUCUGUUCUGCUGUUUAAAGACAUUCACCUGAGCCCUGGAACUGACAUGAAUACUGCCAUCAUUAUUUUGGAUUGAUGCAAUGGUUUUCCUUGUCAUGACAUGUAUAUUAUAUUUUAAUGUUGCACAAUGAUUGGUUGGGUUGCGUAGCUGAAUCUAAAUAAACCUGAGUUUCGAGUUA
Messenger RNA from Pleuronectes platessa (European plaice), 1680 nucleotides. RefSeq lists its product as uncharacterized. Lineage: Eukaryota; Metazoa; Chordata; Actinopteri; Pleuronectiformes; Pleuronectidae. The coding region runs from base 143 to 766 and encodes 207 amino acids. The transcript is spliced from 4 exons. The record is from RefSeq and is a predicted model, not a curated record.